CCUGAGGGUGCCUCCCGUCCGUCCGUGCCUGCCUCCCUCCCGCGCAGCGCGGCAGGUCGGGGCGUGCGGCGGCGCCGAGCGGCGGCCGAGGGACCCUUGGAGGCGGAGGAGGGAGAGAACGAGCGCUUGUUUACCACACGGUCCAGGCGAUGUUCUGUUCUGUUCCCUUCUUUUUUUGGAAGCUGCAUCAAAUGGGGAGCUGAUGGCAAUGGGUUAUUGCUGCACCGUGGUGUUGAUUGCCAUGAGGAAUCUUUACGAAUAGCUUCUUCUUCCUGUCCUCUCAUGAAGAACAUAAACUGCGCUUUUUGCUUUCCUAAAUCCAGCAGCAGACUAGAGCCAGCAAGAAGAGAGGGGGUGGAAAAAAGCCUUUGAAGAGGACUGAACAUUUUCACUGGUGCUGUCACCUGCUUUGGUGGUGAAAGGAACUUGGUGAACCUGAAAGAUGCGUGAAUAUACAGAAAAGAAGGAAACAUGUGGGACCAUCUGUCUGAAGUACCUUCUCUUCAUCUUCAACUUCUUUUUCUGGCUGGCUGGUGGGGCUGUGAUGGCAGUGGGCAUCUGGACCCUGGCUGAGAAGAGUGACUACAUCAGCCUGCUCUCCUCCAGCACAUACUCUGCAACUGCUUACAUCCUGGUGGUGGCUGGGGUGGUGGUCAUGGUCACUGGCAUCCUUGGGUGCUGUGCCACCUUCAAAGAGCGGCGGAAUUUGCUAAGAGUGUACUUCAUAUUGUUGCUAUGCAUCUUUCUCCUGGAGAUCAUUGCAGGAAUCCUGGCCUAUAUCUACUACCAACAGCUGAGCCUGGAGCUGAAGCAAAAUUUGAAGAACACCAUGACCCAGAAGUACCGGAAGGAGGGAGAAGAAAGUGUUACCAGUGCAGUGGACAAACUGCAGCAGGAGUUCAAGUGCUGUGGGAGCAACAACUACACGGACUGGGCCGACAGCGUGUGGAUCAAAUCUUCAGAGGCCAGUGGGAGGAAAGUCCCAGACAGCUGCUGUAAGACCAUCACUGACCUGUGUGGCAGAAGGGACCAUCCUUCCAACAUCUACAAGGAGAGUGGUUGCAUUACCAAGCUGGAAAACUUCAUUCAAGAGCAUCUGAAAAUUAUCGGGGCAGUGGGCAUCAGCAUUGCUUGUGUGCAGAUCUUUGGGAUGAUUUUCACCUGCUGCUUGUACAAGAGUUUAAAGUCAGAACCAUAUUAAUAGCUGUGAGAGCUCUGUCGCUCCCCCUCUGCCACUUCCCUUAGCACCUGCCAACCUGACCACCCUCCACCACCACCACCACCAAAGUGUCUGCAACUUGAGGACUUGGCUCUGUAAUUGAAUGCCUUCAGAACCACACACUGCCUUACCUGCCCCUCUGGGGAAAGUCACCCUCCUUCUGUGUACAAGGCAGCUGUGGGUUCAGCGGGUCCUCUUCAGUGUCAAGAAACAAAAGAGCUGUGGAUCUUCUGCUAGAAGCUUUAGCACAACAGUCCCUUGAUAUAACUACAAAGCAAGAUUUAUCCAAGGCCGUUUCCCUUGAGGCUUUUCCCAAGCCAACAUGAAGCUAUCAGGAUGCUGUACAAGAGUCAUGGUUUGCUCUCCUGAGAAGUGACUUCUCAGCAGUACUGGGCAUUGACUGUGAGGACAGAUGAUGGUUCUGCACUGAGCUGCAGCCAGAGCUGAGUUUCUCCUACAUGGAAGAUUUCUCUCUCUCCCUCCUCCCAAGUGUGCACCAAUGUCCUAACACAGCUGUUCUUCACCAGAGAGGAUGCCUGCCUGCUUACUGGGGGCAGGAGCUAUGUGCCAAGCCAACUGGGAGCACAACUUGGUGCAGCUGAAGUCGAGGUGUGACACGCAUAUUGCCAAGAUGUUGUGGGUGCCUUAGGAUUUCUCAGAAGUUCUUGCUCCUCUUCCAUGAAGUCUCCUCCAACGCAGUGCCAUUCGGAGCCACAAGAGGCCUUUUGCUUCCCAGCAGCUCUGGAGCAAAGAUGAUGGACUGCCUUUUUUUGGGUCUAGUCUGUUUUAUUGACUGGUUUCCAGCAUGAAUGAGGACUCUUCCUUUCACUUCCCUAUCUCCUGAUGAGGUUUGGUGAAGAACUGGUCUUUGUGUGGGUCUCCCAUAUCUUGCUACCCUUUGGCCUGCUCAGUUAGUGGAAAUACCUUUUUCAUCUGUUACAUGUUGAAAGGUUCCCUUGGUUUGAUUUUUCUUACUAAAACCUCUGGGUUUGCUUCCCUUGGCAGGAAAUUGAUAUAUACCAGUGUUUUUCAGCCUCCAAAGAGCUUAUUAAUUUUUUAACAAAUUAAGCUGAAGGUUUUCUGGCUUUGUCUGGAAGCUCACCUUACUGAUUACUGCCAAGAAAGUCAGGAGAGUCAGUUUCAACCAGUUGCCCCAGUGUAGUUGGUAAAUUGGCAGUGCUGGGUGAGCUGUUCGCUGCUGAGGAACAGGUUUUAAUUAAAUAUUGUCUCUGCAUUGGGAUCCUGGAUACAUCCAGGACAGAGACAUUGCCAUGGACUUGGUGCCAGCAGGAUCAUAGCCUGGAUUCACAGGAUGUCUUGUUCCCUCCUUCCUGCUAUGCCUGUUACACUCAUGAAGCAGCAGAAAGGGGAGUGUGGUGUUUCUGAGCAGUGAAGACAAGCUCAGACCUUCAUAAAUAAAUUUCAUCCCUCUUCUGGCCUUUCAGCAGUGCUGGCUGAGCCCUGUCCCUGGCAGGAGGCAGCCAACAUAAGCAGAAUCAACCAGACCAGUAAAGGGUCUUGCAGCAUCGUGGGGGUUUUGGUUCACAGAGCAGAAAUCGUGGACUGGAGCUAAAGAGUGACAUAUUAAAAUUCAGAGCAGGUCAAUCUGAAACUCCUCCAUUAUCAGUCCUAAGAAAUAAUCCUCAACUAAUGCAGAAAGAGAGGUGGAGGAACUGAGGUGUAUCCUUGGUUCUACAACAGUAAGAAGGAGAGGAAAGACAUCUAAAUUAUUCUGUAAUGAUCUAAAGGAGAAAUCUCUAAAUUAUUUCUUGUUUUAUAGUAAAGUUCCUUAACAAGUAUUGACUACUAACUAAGAGGAAAAUAUUGAGCAUGUUGCUUGAAGCAAUAUUUCUGAUUUCUUAAGCAUAUCUUCAUAGCUGCCUUUGCCCAUUCCCUUCAAACACAUUCUACAGGGUUGGGAGAGGCCAGGAAGAAUGAGACAUAAACAGUAAGUUGGCUUGUUGUUAAAAAAAACAGAGUUGUUUUAUACUUUUUCUCUGUGUAACAAUAUUCAUGGCUUUUGGUUUUUUUUAACCCAGUUUAAGUUGCUGGCCAAUAGAAAAAUAAAGCUUAAGUCUCU
This is a messenger RNA of Poecile atricapillus (Black-capped chickadee), 3299 nucleotides long. RefSeq names its product CD151 molecule (Raph blood group) (gene CD151). The coding region runs from base 443 to 1201 and encodes 252 amino acids. Lineage: Eukaryota; Metazoa; Chordata; Aves; Passeriformes; Paridae. The record is from RefSeq and is a predicted model, not a curated record. The transcript is spliced from 10 exons. Gene Ontology annotation, cellular component: membrane.